UUGAUGAUAAAUUUAUACCAUGUACUGAAAAAUUUUGUAAUUUUGCUAAUUUCACUUAUACAAGGGAUCAGGUUGAUUUAAUUGUUAGAUUGGCCAAACAAAAUUGGAUGGAGGUGGAAGAUAAAGUUAAAAGUGUUAUCAUUGAAACUUGGAAAAAGAAACCAGAAAGUCUUCAAGAAUCAAAGAAAAGUUACGAUGAAGAAAACACUGAAUUAAGAAAACGUGCUGUCUAUACUCCUUAUAGAUCUAUCCAGAAAAAAUUCACAUAUCCAAAAUUAUAUAUGCCUAUAAGUAGAAAAGCUCUUACUGAAUGUGCUAGAUAUGGAUGGAUUAAUAUUGAUACGGAUUGUCUUGAAUGUGAAUAUUGUGAAGAGAGGUUAUUGGUUAAUACAUCAGAAGAUGUAGAUAUUG
Molecule: messenger RNA, 411 nt
Organism: Entrophospora candida
Lineage: Eukaryota; Fungi; Glomeromycota; Glomeromycetes; Entrophosporales; Entrophosporaceae
Source: the annotation of a GenBank genome assembly